AUGGGUGAAUACCACAUCCGUACAUUUGAGGACAGGGACUAUGAGGCGGUGCGCACCAUCUUCUCCCACGGCAUCCAGGAGCACGCUCCAGCUGGCUGUUGGCACGUUCUCCGGUUCCCUCAGACCCACCUGCUGCUGUUGGCCAUCUUCCUUGUGACCUACAUGAUCUCAGCUUCUCUCCUCUUCUCCUGCGGAGUGGUGGCAGCCUUUUUGGUUAUGGGAUGGAUGCGCAUGAAGGGCCUCUGGGCAGCAUAUGUCCAAGCUGCACUUGUCAGUGACAUGCUGGACAUCCGGAAAACCUACCUGGAGCCCAAAGACUGUUGCUUUUGGGUGGCAACAUCUGGAGAGGAAGUGGUAGGGAUGGUGGCUGCCGUCCAACCAGAAGACCCGUCUCAGCGGGGCAAGGCACUGGAGCUGAAGCGCAUGUCGGUGGCCAAGCGGCACAGGGGUCAUGGGCUCUCCAAGGCGCUUACCAGGACCGUCAUCUGCUUUGCCCAGGAGCGUGGGUACCAAGAGGUGGUGCUGGGCACUUCCAUGGUGCAGUACGCGGCUCAGCGGGUGUACGAGGGAAUGGGCUUCCGCAAGGUCAAAGUGGAAUACCCCUCCCUCCUUCCGCAAGGUGGAAUACCCCUGGCGAAGCUGCUGCAGUUCUACAUUUACUACUAUCGCUACAAGAUUGCCAGAUCGCAUUGA
This is a messenger RNA of Euleptes europaea (tarantolino), 693 nucleotides long. Its product is annotated as N-acetyltransferase family 8 member 3-like. Lineage: Eukaryota; Metazoa; Chordata; Lepidosauria; Squamata; Sphaerodactylidae. Gene Ontology annotation, molecular function: N-acetyltransferase activity. The record is from RefSeq and is a predicted model, not a curated record. The coding region runs from base 1 to 693 and encodes 230 amino acids. The transcript has a single exon.